Pseudomassariella vexata is the source of this 675-nucleotide messenger RNA. RefSeq names its product ribonuclease E inhibitor RraA/Dimethylmenaquinone methyltransferase. Bases 1 to 675 code for a protein of 224 amino acids. The record is from RefSeq and is a predicted model, not a curated record. Lineage: Eukaryota; Fungi; Ascomycota; Sordariomycetes; Amphisphaeriales; Pseudomassariaceae. The transcript is spliced from 3 exons.
AUGGCGGCAUCUCCAGAGGACCCCAUCAUCAAGGAGCUGCAGGAAUUCACCACAUGCGACGUUUCAGAUGCCCUCUGCAAGCUCAAAUACCGCAACGGCGGCUUCCUCUCGGGCCUGACCAUGUGGUCGCCCCAGCGGCAGGACGGGCCCACUAAGAUUGUCGGGCCCGCCUACACGGUUAAAUACGUGCCUCUAGCUGACCCUGCGCCGAAACAUCCUACUCACUAUAUCGACUCCGUCCCCGCCGGUGCUGUAAUCUUCAUCUCCUGCCCCCCACGCACGCCCAACGCCGUCUACGGGGGUCUGAUGUCGACGCGCGCACAGUUCCUCGGGGCAGUGGGGUCCGUUAUCGACGGGCGGUUCCGGGACGUGCAGGAGCAGCGCGAUCUGAACUUCCCCGUGUUCGCCAGGGACGUGGGCACGGCGCCCCCCGCGGAGCUGGUCAAAGUCGUCGGGGUGAACGUCCCUGUAAAACUGCAGACUGAGGACCAGGAUAUGGAGAUUAGACCCGGGGAUUAUCUGAUCGGCGACGUGAAUGGGGUUGUGGUUUUGCCGAAGGAGCUGGCGAAGGAGACGUUGCCGUUGAUGAAGAGGGGGGUCGAAGCGGAUGGGAGGAUGGCAGAGGAGAUUAAGAAGGGAAUGGGGUUUACGGAGGCGAGCAGGAAGUUCAGGUAA